This is a messenger RNA of Macadamia integrifolia, 1623 nucleotides long. Its product is annotated as glyoxylate/hydroxypyruvate/pyruvate reductase 2KGR-like. The record is from RefSeq and is a predicted model, not a curated record. Bases 478 to 1416 code for a protein of 312 amino acids. Gene Ontology annotation, cellular component: cytosol. Gene Ontology annotation, molecular function: hydroxypyruvate reductase [NAD(P)H] activity; NAD binding; glyoxylate reductase (NADPH) activity. The transcript has 2 exons. Lineage: Eukaryota; Viridiplantae; Streptophyta; Magnoliopsida; Proteales; Proteaceae.
UGAGAACCAUAAAACCUUAGAACAGAGUGAAGAGAGAGAGAGAGAGAGAGAGAGGGAAAUCUUGCUUCACUGCUUGCUUGAAUCAUGCAAAUGGAAAGCCAAAAAGUAUGCCAACUGAAGCAGCCAUCAUCGUCACACCACACCACAUACUUAGCUUUGGCUGCCUCAUGAAUCAUGGAUCAACCGCACAAUGCUUUUGGCCGGAACAAAAUUUGUCAAAUUUCAACAUGGCAAUCCCUAUCAGAGGAAUUAUUAUAGUAGGAUUGAAACAAUGCAUGAAUACUGAAUCUCUGAUAUCAGGAGGAAUUUUCAAGAUUUUUUCAUAGAGAGAGAGAGAGAUACGUCAUCCUUGAUUUCAGGUAUAUAAUGAAUUCGAUCAGUUCCUGUUCUAUAGAUUUCAAAGUAACAACUGAAGCAAACAGAGCAACGACGAAGAAUCUGUAACAGCCACUUCUCCUUCAAUUCAAAUCUCCGAGGAUGGAAAGCUUUAGUGUUGUGAUGAUGGGGCCUUUUUCGUCGUACCUGGAAGAAGAGCUCGACAAGAGAUUCAAGCUUUUCAGAUACUGGAAAUCACCUAACAAGGAGGAGUUUCUCAAAGAGAAUUCGAAUUCCAUUACAGCUCUAAUUGCCGGCGGCGUUGGUGCCGACUCGGAAACGAUCGAUUUGUUGCCGAAAUUGGAGAUUGUCUCCAGUUUCAGCGUUGGCUUGGAUAAAGUCGAUUUGAACAAGUGUAAGGAGAAGGGUAUUAGGGUUACCAACACCCCUGAUGUGCUUACCGAAGACGUCGCUGAUUUAGCGAUUGGAUUGAUCCUAACCACGUUAAGGAAGAUUUGCGAGUCUGAUCGUUAUGUGAGGAAUGGGUUGUGGACCAAAGGUAGUUACAAAUUAACCACUAAGUUCAGUGGCAAAUCAGUUGGCAUUUUGGGGAUGGGAAGGAUUGGUUCUGCAGUAGCAAAAAGAGCUGAAGCAUUUGGCUGCCCGAUCAGUUACUGUGCCACAUCAGAGAAACCGGAUUUAAAUUACAGGUACUAUCCGAGUGUUUUGGAACUGGCGAAGAACUGUCAAAUACUUGUAGUUGUUUGCCCUUUGACAGAAGAAACAUACCACAUUGUCAACCGCGAAGUGAUUGAAGCUGUGGGUCCGAAAGGCAUUAUCGUGAACAUUGGGCGUGGCCCUCACAUUGAUGAACCGGAGCUUGUAUCUGCUCUGGUUGAAGGCCGGCUGGGUGGAGCUGGGCUCGAUGUAUUUGAAAAUGAGCCUCAAGUACCUGAGCAAUUGUUUGGGCUUGACAAUGUGGUACUCUUGCCUCAUGUGGGAAGUGGAACAUUGGAAACCCGCAAGGAUAUGGCAGACCUUGUCAUUGGAAACUUGGAAGCCCACUUUCUGAAGAAGCCACUGUUAUCCCCCGUGGUUUGAUAUUGAUUGGAUGGUUUUGAAUAAAUGAUUGAGAUUUUGGGGUUGCAGCCUAUGUUUCCUUUGGAGAACUCUCAAUUCUGUAAUCUUUCUUUAAACAUUGUUAUAAAAAUCUGGUGGAACUUGUUCUAUUGAAACUAAUCUAUGAAUUCUGUCAAUUUUGUGAGGGGCAUGAAUCAAUGGGAGAGAUCAUGAGCCAUUUUGUAUUCA